GGGAAGGCUGGUUGAAUGAGUAUUUAUAUACCCAAUGCGGUUGAUGAGCAGAGGGAGAGCAGUGAAAUGAUGGACGAGGUAAAAUUAAUAUCAUUCCUGUUAAGUCCGUUUGGUCGAAAAGUGGAAAUCGCUCUGAGGGCAAAGGGGAUCGCGUAUCAAGUGGUGGAGGAGGAUCUGAAAAACAAAUCAGAAAUUCUUCUGGAAGCCAAUCCCGUCUACAAGAAGAUCCCUGUUCUUAUUCACAGGGGCAGAUCAAUCUGUGAAUCCAGACUCAUCGUUGAAUAUAUCGAUGAAAUGUGGCCAUCUGCUCACCAAUUGUUCCCCCAGGACCCUUACGAUCGUUAUCUCGUGCGAUUCUGGGCAGAUUUUCUGGAUCACAAGAUCAGGGGAAUCGGAAUUAUGUGCGCGGAUCAGAAAGGGGAAAUGGAAAUUGUGAGAGAAGAGUACAAAGAGAUGUGGAGCAGAGUGGAGAGUGGGGUGGGAGAGUUGGAGAAGAGGGGAAUGGUGUUGUGUGAGGGAAAGAGGCAAGUAAAUUAUGUGGACGUUGUGAUGGGAUCAUGGAUGCCAUGGUUUGUCCCCUUGGAAACCUGUGGCGGCCUAGUCUUUCCCUCGCUUGAUGAUUGCCCCGCUCUGCACAGAUGGCUCCGAGCCCUCGCUCGGAACACUCUUGUCACUUCCACUUUCCCCACCUCCACACAGAUGAUGGACUAUGCCAGAAAACGCUUCCAUCUCCAAUGAAUUUUUUAAUUAACAAAAAAGAUUUUCAUGUGUCC
This is a messenger RNA of Cryptomeria japonica (Japanese cedar), 773 nucleotides long. Its product is annotated as glutathione S-transferase U24. The record is from RefSeq and is a predicted model, not a curated record. Lineage: Eukaryota; Viridiplantae; Streptophyta; Pinopsida; Cupressales; Cupressaceae. Gene Ontology annotation, biological process: glutathione metabolic process. The coding region runs from base 16 to 738 and encodes 240 amino acids. The transcript is spliced from 2 exons. Gene Ontology annotation, cellular component: cytoplasm. Gene Ontology annotation, molecular function: glutathione transferase activity.